Mugil cephalus (flathead mullet) is the source of this 1417-nucleotide messenger RNA. It is a transcript of the gene eif4eb, whose product is annotated as eukaryotic translation initiation factor 4eb. Gene Ontology annotation, cellular component: eukaryotic translation initiation factor 4F complex; cytoplasm. Gene Ontology annotation, biological process: translational initiation. The transcript has 7 exons. Gene Ontology annotation, molecular function: translation initiation factor activity; RNA 7-methylguanosine cap binding. NCBI's taxonomy places the organism in Eukaryota, Metazoa, Chordata, Actinopteri, Mugiliformes, Mugilidae. The coding region runs from base 124 to 774 and encodes 216 amino acids. The record is from RefSeq and is a predicted model, not a curated record.
AGGGGUGGAGCCGGCGACCAGCAGCCAGCCAGCGUCAGCACACGGCGCAUGUCCGCAGCGGGGCCGUCACGCUGCACGGCUCGGUCCAAUCAACGGAAACUUUCCUAACAGAGAUUUACUAAGAUGGCGACCGCCGAACCGGAAAUCAACCCAAGUGCAUCCCAGCCUGAUGAAGAAGGAUCUGAGGAGACUGGACAGGAGAUCGUGAGCCCAGAGGCCUACAUCAAACACCCCCUUCAGAACAGAUGGUCUCUGUGGUUUUUCAAGAAUGACAAGAGCAAAACAUGGCAGGCCAACCUGCGGCUCAUCUCUAAAUUUGACACCGUUGAAGAUUUCUGGGCUCUCUACAACCACAUCCAGUUGUCAAGCAACCUCAUGUCAGGCUGCGAUUACUCCCUUUUUAAGGACGGCAUUGAACCCAUGUGGGAGGAUGAGAGGAACAAGCGUGGCGGGCGCUGGCUCAUCACACUCAACAAGCAGCAGAGGAGAUUAGACCUGGACCGCUUCUGGCUGGAAACUCUCCUGUGCUUAGUCGGAGAGGCCUUUGACGACUACAGCGACGACGUCUGCGGCGCCGUGGUCAACAUCCGCACAAAAGGGGAUAAAAUAGCCGUCUGGACAUCAGACUACGAGAACCGGGAAGCUGUAACGCACAUAGGGAGAGUUUACAAGGAGCGCUUGGGGCUUCCCAUGAAGAUGACGAUCGGCUACCAGUCUCACGCGGACACGGCCACCAAAAGCGGUUCAACCACCAAGAACAAAUUUGUCGUUUGAGAAACGCCCCCCCACCCCCUCCGCCCCCACGUGCCUCUGUAUUUCAUUUCCUUGUCUUAUUUGUUGUUGGUGCAUAUGUUUACUUCGCUGCAAAGACUCUGCGGAAUGCAAUCUGGAAGAAAUAAUUCAAGACCAAUGCCAAAUGUUUCCAUAACCUGCCCAGGACUUACAACAACCACAGGAAAAGAAAACACACAAAUCUUCCAAAACACUAACGAUAAUAAGAGGUAUUAAUAGUGGAGAUUUAGAGUUAUUCAUACUUUACUAAAGAAAAUUUGUGUUGAUUUUAUAAUUAUUAUUAUUUUUUUUAAUGGCAGGGAAUUUUGAAAUGCAAAAACAAUGUAUAUUUCUCUCCCGUUUUCUACAGCACUGUUGGUUUGCUGUAAUCCUUAAUGUCAUUAAACCCUUUUAAUUUAUUAUAUUAAUUUGCCUGCAUAUUAAUAGAUUGUUAGACUUUUGUUUUAUGCUUCUGGUUUGCCUUGAGCCGUUGCACGUAAUCAACCUUUUUAAAGUAUUGACUCAUAUUCGUUUGAGUGUUGAUAUAAUUAAAACGUUGGUUUUGCAAUUAUUAACUGUUAAAUUGUGGAACAUAUUUUUUUUUCAUGUAAUUGGUGCAUUCCUUGUUAUAAAUGAUUUGCUGGUU